Molecule: messenger RNA, 1371 nt
Organism: Ceratotherium simum simum (southern white rhinoceros)
Lineage: Eukaryota; Metazoa; Chordata; Mammalia; Perissodactyla; Rhinocerotidae
Source: RefSeq, a predicted model, not a curated record
AUGGUCCCUCGCCAGCAGCCUCUUGGGGAGAUGUGCCGGGGACUGACGCGUGCGCUGGUGAGCCGCCUGGCAGUCGGUCUGCACCUCGCACCCCAGAAUGGGCAGCCGGGAAAGGAUGGGGGCUACACUGGGCUCAACGACCCCGCCAAGCAGCUCAUGGAGAUGGACAAGCCGUGCCCCGCUGCUGUGUCUGGCAGCCACGCCUCCUUGCCCUCUGACCCUGGCGUGGAGCCCAGUGUCAGCAGCAUGGAGGCGGUCAGUGCCUUCCAGCGGCGCGUAGACAGCAAGAAGAAUGCCAAGAAACGCCACUCCUUCACGGCGCUCAGCGUGACGCACAAGUCCUCACGGGCCGCCAGCCACAGGCAUUCCAUGGAAAUUAGCGCUCCGGUUUUGAUCAGUUCCAGCGAUCCCCGGGCCGCGGCCAGAAUCGGGGAGCUGGCUCAUCUGUCCUGCAGUGCUCCUGCCCAGGACUCCUCCUCCUCGGCCGGAUCCACCCCAGCGGCUGAACAACAGGGCUCGGCUCCCAAAGUCCAGCUGCCCCUCAACGUGUACCUGGCGCUCUACGCCUACAAGCCCCAGAAGAGCGACGAGCUGGAGCUGCGCAAGGGCGAGAUGUACCGCGUCCUGGAGAAGUGCCGGGACGGCUGGUUCAAGGGCGCGUCCCUGAGGACCGGGCUCUCUGGGGUGUUCCCGGGGAACUACGUGACGCCCGUCUCCAGGGUUCCUGUAGGAGGGGCUGGGCCACCCCGGAAUAAUGUGGUUGGAGGGUCUCCACUGGCCAAAGGGAUGGCCACAACCAUCCACCCAGGCGGUGGAAGUCUGAGCAGCCCAGCCACUGCCACCAGGCCUGCCUUUCCCCUCACCACACCCCAGGCCCAGGCCCAGCACCAGGCACCCUCUCCUCCGAUGGGCAGCUGUCUGCGGCACUCAGCACAGCCAGCGGCCAGCCAGGCCCGGAGCACCAUCCUCACAGCUGCCCACUCGUCAGCUCAGGCUCAGGACCGACCGACGGCCACAGUGUCACCCCUGCGCACACAGAACUCUCCGUCCCACCUGCCCGCCGCCAGCCUCAGGCCCCACUCUGUGGUGUCCCCACAGCACAUCCACCAGCCCCAGAUGCAGACGGUCCUCGGGGCCCAGUGCCCCCGGCCAGCCAUCCCCCUCACGUCAGCAGCAUCGGCCAUCACACCUCCCAACGUCACUGCUGCCAACAUCAACGGGGAGGCUGGAGUGGGGCCCGUCGGUGGCCUGUCAACAUCUGGCCCUGCCAACAUGGGACACAAACCAGACGAGAAGAAAAGUGAAAAGGGAACUGUCCCCUCGGAGGGUUCUCCUGCUGGUGCCUACCUGCACCUCCUGCUCCCCUGGUGA